Myotis brandtii (Brandt's bat) is the source of this 4551-nucleotide messenger RNA. RefSeq names its product solute carrier family 9, subfamily A (NHE1, cation proton antiporter 1), member 1 (gene SLC9A1). The record is from RefSeq and is a predicted model, not a curated record. Gene Ontology annotation, biological process: proton transmembrane transport; regulation of pH; sodium ion transport. The coding region runs from base 609 to 3050 and encodes 813 amino acids. Gene Ontology annotation, cellular component: membrane. Gene Ontology annotation, molecular function: sodium:proton antiporter activity. The transcript is spliced from 12 exons. Lineage: Eukaryota; Metazoa; Chordata; Mammalia; Chiroptera; Vespertilionidae.
CCUUCCUCCCCCCUCCAUUUCCCUGGAAUCUCAGCCCGGCGCGCCUGCACCCCGGCGCUUCUCUGGGUGGGGAAGCUCCCGGCCGCUUUCUGGCUUCACUCCUUCCUCGCAGCCGGGGCUCCCAGCCCCCUCGCUUCUUUUCCUGGACUGGGUCCCACCCGCUUCUGUCUCCUUCCUUUAGCUCAGGUUCCCUGCUUCUUCCCGUAGUCCCCGCUCCUCAGUCACUUUCUCAGCCCAGGUCCCAGCCUCCCCUCUUGCUUUUCCUUGCCUGGGGUGCAGCCUAUCCUCUCCCUUCCUCUGUCCUAGGCGCAGUCCAGUCCCCACCCUCCUUUUCCCUGGCCUGGAGGCCCAGACCUUGCGGUCUCCUCCUGUGGUCCUUCCUGGGUCCCUGUCCCUCUUGCUCGGUUUGGAGUUCUAGAUCGAGAACCCAGCCUCCCUCCACCCCCAGAGGACUGCUUCCACACGAGAAGACCUCUCUCUAAAACAUGAACUUUCACUAGAGACUACCCCAGUCUCUCUUCCCACCUGCUGACCCCCUUGCCACCUAUGUCCCAGGUCUUACUCUCACUUUGCUAAGGGUCAAGGCCUGCUGGGCUGAGGGAGGGAGGAUGCUUCUGUGGUCUGGCGUCUGGGGUCCCUCUCUGCCUCGAGUCUUCUCUUCCUUGCUCGUGGUAGUAGCCUUGGUGGGGCUACUACCUGUUCUCAGGAGCCAUGGCCUCCAGCACAGUCCUACUGCCAGCAUCAUCCGAGACUCAGAGCCGCCACGAGAACGCUCAAUUGGGGAUGUCACCACUGCCCCACCGGAUUUCACCCCCGAGAGCCACCCUGUCAACCAUUCCAUCACUGAACAUAGCCCGAAGACGCGAAAGCCCUUUCCAGUCCUGGGCAUCGACUACCCACACGUGCAGAGACCCUUCGAGAUCUCCCUCUGGAUCCUGCUGGCCUGCCUCAUGAAGAUAGGUUUCCAUGUGAUUCCCACAAUCUCGAGCAUCGUCCCGGAGAGCUGCCUGCUGAUCGUGGUGGGGCUGCUGGUAGGGGGCCUGAUCAAGGGUGUGGGUGAGACACCCCCCAUCCUACAGUCGGACGUCUUCUUCCUCUUCCUGCUGCCACCCAUCAUCCUGGACGCAGGCUACUUCCUGCCGCUGCGGCAGUUCACAGAGAACCUGGGCACCAUCCUGAUCUUCGCCGUGGUGGGCACGCUGUGGAACGCCUUCUUCCUGGGCGGCCUCAUGUAUGCCGUGUGCCUGGUGGGUGGCGAGCAGAUCAACAACAUCGGCCUCCUGGAGAACCUGCUCUUCGGCAGCAUCAUCUCGGCCGUGGACCCCGUGGCCGUGCUGGCUGUCUUUGAGGAAAUUCACAUCAACGAGCUGCUACAUAUCCUCGUCUUUGGGGAGUCCCUGCUCAAUGACGCCGUCACUGUGGUCCUGUAUCACCUCUUUGAGGAGUUUGCCAACUAUGACCGCGUGGGCAUCGUGGACAUCGUCCUCGGCUUCCUGAGCUUCUUCGUGGUGUCCCUGGGCGGGGUCUUUGUGGGCGUGGUCUACGGGGUCAUCGCCGCCUUCACCUCCCGAUUCACUGCCCACAUUCGUGUCAUCGAGCCGCUCUUCGUCUUCCUCUACAGCUACAUGGCCUACCUGUCCGCUGAGCUCUUCCACCUGUCGGGCAUCAUGGCACUCAUUGCCUCGGGAGUGGUGAUGCGCCCCUACGUGGAGGCCAACAUCUCCCACAAGUCCCACACAACCAUCAAGUAUUUUCUGAAGAUGUGGAGCAGUGUCAGUGAGACCCUCAUCUUCAUCUUCCUUGGCGUCUCCACCGUGGCCGGCUCCCACCACUGGAACUGGACCUUUGUCAUCAGCACCCUGCUCUUCUGCCUCAUCGCCCGAGUGCUGGGUGUGCUGGGCCUGACCUGGUUCAUCAACAAGUUCCGCAUCGUGAAGCUGACGCCCAAGGACCAGUUCAUCAUCGCCUACGGGGGCCUGCGAGGGGCCAUCGCCUUCUCCCUGGGCUACCUCCUGGACAAGAAGCACUUCCCCAUGUGCGACCUGUUCCUCACCGCCAUCAUCACCGUCAUCUUCUUCACCGUGUUUGUGCAGGGUAUGACCAUUCGGCCCCUGGUAGACCUUCUGGCUGUGAAGAAAAAGCAAGAAACGAAGCGCUCCAUCAACGAGGAGAUCCACACGCAGUUCCUGGACCACCUUCUGACAGGCAUCGAGGACAUCUGUGGCCACUACGGCCACCACCACUGGAAGGACAAGCUCAACCGGUUUAACAAGAAGUAUGUGAAGAAGUGCCUGAUAGCCGGCGAGCGCUCCAAGGAGCCCCAGCUCAUCGCUUUCUACCACAAGAUGGAGAUGAAGCAGGCUAUUGAGCUGGUGGAAAGUGGUGGCAUAGGCAAGAUCCCCUCUGCUGUCUCCACCGUCUCCAUGCAGAACAUCCACCCCAAGAACCUGCCUGCUGAGCGCAUCCUGCCAGCACUCUCCAAGGACAAGGAGGAGGAGAUUCGCAAAAUCCUGAGGAACAACUUGCAGAAGACCAGGCAGCGGCUGCGGUCUUACAACAGACACACACUGGUGGCAGACCCCUACGAGGAGGCCUGGAACCAGAUGCUGCUCCGGAGACAGAAGGCCCGGCAAUUGGAACAGAGGAUCAACAACUACCUGACAGUGCCGGCCCACAAACUGGACUCGCCCACCAUGUCUCGGGCCCGCAUCGGCUCAGACCCGCUGGCCUAUGAGCCGAAGGCUGACUUGCCAGUCAUCACCAUCGACCCCGCCUCCCCGCAGUCGCCCGAGUCUGUGGACCUGGUGAAUGAGGAGCUGAAGGGCAAGAUCCUCGGGCUGAACCGGGACCCCAGGGUGGCCGAUGAGGAUGAUGAUGACGGGGGCAUCAUGAUACGGACCAAGGAGCCCUCUUCCCCCGGCACUGACGAUGUCUUCACCUCUGGGCCCAGUGACAGCCCCAACUCCCAGAGGAUACAGCGCUGCCUCAGCGACCCAGGCCCCCACCCUGAGCCUGGGGAGGGAGAGCCUUUCAUCCCCAAGGGGCAGUAGCGCUGGGGCCAGUGGGCCAUGCCUGUCCCACCAAAGACUCUCCCACCAGAGCAGGGGCUGCUGGGAGCUGGGGGGCCUCCCCUCCUCCUUCCUGACCUGCAUGGCAGCUGGGCCCAGCACGGCUUCCCCCUGCCUCCUGGGAAGCACCCCCCGCCACCACCACCAGAACUGCCUUCCCCAUCCAUUCGGCAGAACUGCUGGGCUGUGAGCAGACCCUGCCCCUUCCUGUCCGGCUCUCUCCCAUCCCCAGAGGAGGGCCUCCGAGUUUCCCGGACCUCGGUGCCCCCUCCUCCUCCACCACCCUCCUCAUGCAAACCAGUCUUAGUUUCUAACCAAAGAGCCUCUGGCUCAGCCUGGGUCCCACCUGGGAAGGGAAGGAGCCCAGGCCUCUCUUGGCCUAGGCCAGGCCCUUCAUUAACGGAGGAAAGGUGAGGGGGAGCAGAUAUCUGACCCACCCUCCUGCCAGCUUUGUCAUCCUGGCCAGCGACCCUGACACGCCCUUUCUCAGAGCUGCACCCCUGAGCUGCUCUGUGUGGAGCUGGGGCGCCUUGGACCGUGAGUAACAGCUUUCCAGAUUGCUCCCACAGGGACCACUGAGCGCUCGGCGGCUGGUGUCAGGAGAGGGGCCAUCAGGGGCUCCAGACAGUGCUGCCUUUUUAUCUGUUUUGUUUGUCCCACUUCCAUGUAUGAUCUGUUUGCACAGAGGCCAUUCCUGUUUGUAAAACAUUUUCAAAGCCCCUGGCCAUGCCUGUCCCACCACAGACUCUCCCACCAGAGCAGGGGCUGCUGGGAGCUGGGGGGCCUCCCCUCCUCCUUCCUGACCUGCAUGGCCCUCCUCCAGAGAAUCCCCCUCAUUUGGGCCUAUCUGCCCAACACUCCCCAAGUCGGUCCUCUGCCUCCUGGACCCGUAACUGUGGCCCCAAGACCCUGAUUUCAGAAGUGAACCCCCAUAUCCAAUCAUGGUCCUCUCCCACUCACAGAUGCUGGGCCGUCUGGUCCUUUGUUCUUGGGCCUGCACCUCAGUCCUGCUGGCCUGUUCUUUCUCUCAUCCCUCCCAUCGGCCCCAGGAACCUCUCCCUCUUAGGUUCCCCGCACCCAGCUGGCUGUGGAGCCCAGACCUCAGGGGAGCAGACCUCCCCUGAGCAUCGCCCACCCAGCUGGGGCUGGUGGGGGGCAGAGUCCUAGGCUCCCAGGGGCCUUUGCUCACAGGCACACACUCCCAUCCCCACUGCUACCAUGGCCAGGCCCAGGGGGAGUGGUGUCUGUCCUCCCCGGUCACUCCCCCAGGAUCGUGCAAUAGUCAGAGUCCCUCUUCCCAGUGGACUGGGCAGCGGGUGCUCAUCUGUCCCCCCUCCAUGCAAGUGCUGUUUUGGGCAGGAGUCACCAUGCAAGGGUGACGUGACAACCAUGUUCAAAGCCACCACAGCUGCUGCUGCUCUGCCGCCUGUACAGAAGAAACCAAAAUUUUUUCAUAUUCUAAUAAAUCCAUAUGAGUUUUUAA